This is a messenger RNA of Meleagris gallopavo (turkey), 608 nucleotides long. The record is from RefSeq and is a predicted model, not a curated record. Lineage: Eukaryota; Metazoa; Chordata; Aves; Galliformes; Phasianidae.
AUGCCUCCGUGCAGCGGAAUCCGGCAGGAGAGCUUCUCCACCUCGCUCCGCGCGAGACACCUUUAUAUCUGUGACUUCCACAAAAACUUAAUUCAGAGUGUGAGAAAUAGAAGGAAGAGAAAAGGCAGUGAUGACGAUGGUGACUCACCAGUGCAAGACAUCGACACUCCCGAGGUUGAUUUAUAUCAGUUACAAGUGAACACACUUCGAAGGUACAAAAGACACUUCAAGCUACAGACCAGACCGGGACUUAACAAAGCACAGCUUGUUGAAAUAAUUGGCUGCCAUUUUAGGACAAUUCCAGUGAAUGAAAAGGACACCUUAGCAUAUUUCAUCUACUCGGUCAAGAAUGACAAGAACAAACCAGAUCUAAAGAUGGAUAGCAGUGUUCAUUAGGCAGGGAAGAUUGGGACUGAAACUCAGGCCACAAAUCAAAAGACUGAGGGUUUUUGUUGAUAUGCAAAAGCUUUCUUUGUAACUUUUUCUCCCCAGAGAGUUUCUCUGUUUUAUUUUUUCAUAACCUUGAUGAUUUGUUUGAGAACCAUCUCUUAUGAAACAAAUUUCCUCACAAACUAUUUUAAAUAAAUAUUACUGAUAUUGUUGCUCAA